UCCGGUCAUACGUGUGUUUCCUGGUUGUCGGUGUCACGGAGGAUUGAGCGGAGAUGUCGACUCACGACGAUUUGUUUGACGGAAUUCUUCUGGCGGAGGAACGGUUUCGAGGAGAAGGUUACAGUGAGGGAUUUGAGAGCGGGAAAAGUCGAGGAUUGCUGGAGGGCCGCAGACAUGGGGCCUGUCAUGGAGCCAAGUUAUCCACAGAGAUUUCCUUCUAUCAUGGGUUUGCCAUCACCUGGAAAUGUCUCCUCCAAAAUAACACAGACAACAAAUCAAGGAAGCGUCUGAAAGCUCUGGACACUCUGAUGACUCUGGUCCAGUCCUCUCCUCAUGAUGACCCACAGUCAGCAGCGCUGCAGGAGGAUGUGGAGAAGAUCCGAGCCAAGUUCAGACAGGUCUGCUCGAUGCUGAACGCCCCAACUGACUUCAAGGAUUACAUCAAAACCUCUGAGGGGACUUCCUUCUGAGUCUGUCCUGAUGAUGAUGAUGAUGAUGAUGAAGAGGAGCAGCUGACCUGUGUGUGUCGUGGACAGUGAAUGUGAUGCAGGGGACCUGAGUCCAGGUCUCGUCCAGGGGCUAGACCUACUUAAAACUUGUUCAGACCACUAAAGUCUGGACCCAGGAAGAUCAGAGACAAAGCGACAAUCGCAGAAAACCAUGAGGAAGUUAGCACGAUGGCUACGCUGCAGGAACACCUGAGGUCGCAGGUCUACUCACUCUCCUCCAAGAGAUAAGAAAUGGCAAAGAGGCUCUCUCUGAAACCAUCAGUGACGUUCCUGUGUGAUUCCUCACGACUGACGGACAGUUUGUGAGAGUUAGAGAUUAACCAGAUUAACACUGUGGUCAGUUCUAGGAAUGUUCACAUUUAUUUACAAUUACAAUUGUAAUGUCAUGUUUUUGUUUUAUACUGAAAAUACAAAUACCCGCGGGGGUAGAUGGUGGCACAAGUGCAGUGUGAUGGGGUAGAUGGUGCUGAUGUUGAUUUCUGUUUCAUUAUUUGAUGGAUGUUCUGUUCUCAGUGCUUUAACCAUUUACUACUUGGUUGUAUGGAACAUAUCUAUCAUAGAUACUGUUAGUUUAAAUGGACCAGAUUAAGAUUAAGAUUAAGAUUAUUGUCUUGGGCCCUACACUCAUGCUGCAGGUGAAAAAACAUGUACAACAUGAUACAACAACUUUUAAAAUGACCCUGAUGGUGAGUAAUACACAACAUGGUGCCCAACAGUGCGAUCUCAACACAUUUCCCAUAAAUAAAUGAAUAGAUAAAUAAAUAAAAUAAAAGUAGCCGUGAAGAACGCAACCCUGAGCUCAUCAUUUUCUCAAAACACUUCAUUACUAGAGAUGUAAGUGCUACAGGACGGUCGUCAUUGUUGCUUUUUUAGGUACAGGAAUAAUCGUAGAGCUUUUCCAGAUAGAGGAAACAAAAUGAAUGUCUAGAGACUUCUGGUAGAUGGAGCACCAGGCAUCAAUAAGUGCCCCGAAAUGCCAUCCGGGUGCAGAUGCAUGAAGAAGUUUCUCUACAACCUGCUGGUCAAUGGUGAUUAUUGCCCAUUUUAGCUGGUGCCAUGUUUGUCAUGGCUUUCCCAGAGUCCCACAUGGCCAAGCAGUGGGAUUCAAGUUUUUCCUGCUCAUUAUUCCCAGCUGUUCUUAAUUUGUGAUUAAGUUAUUUCUGCAUAUUUUCAUACAUGUCCCCUAAAGGUUCCUUAAUGCCAUUUUCUCCUGUACUAUACAUGUAUGUAUGUACUAUCUGUGGCCUCCUCUAACUCUAGGCCAUGAAAGAGAGUUGCAGUUGGUGCGGGAGAAGCAACCUUUUAAAGUUUCAAUGCCAUCAUUAUUCCGUACAUAUGCAGUUUUAUAUGUGGUUUGCUGCUUUUAAGUAAGGACUUAUACGUGGGAAUUAAAUGGACACCAUUGUGAUCAGAUGACCCUAACCGUCAUAUUUCUAUGAGCCAGAAUAAAAACCAUGAGUGCGUUGCCUCUGA
This is a messenger RNA of Solea senegalensis (Senegalese sole), 1982 nucleotides long. It is a transcript of the gene lto1, whose product is annotated as LTO1 maturation factor of ABCE1. NCBI's taxonomy places the organism in Eukaryota, Metazoa, Chordata, Actinopteri, Pleuronectiformes, Soleidae. The transcript is spliced from 5 exons. The coding region runs from base 54 to 470 and encodes 138 amino acids. The record is from RefSeq and is a predicted model, not a curated record.